AUUUUGACGUACCCUGAUUGGUGAAAUUUAAAGGAAAUGGCGGCAAGUCAGUAGGACCUGUGAAACUUGUACAUUUUUUAUUGCAAUACGUUCUUUUUAGAAGGUCUCGGUGCCUUUGUACCCACAAUUUUGUUACCAUGGGGUACAUGAAGUUGUUCGGCAUUGCCUUAGCUGCUAGUUUCGCAGUAGACUUGUUGUAUCUAUUUGUUUUCCGGCGGCGGAAGAGAGUGACUUCUGGAGAGAAGGCGCAGAAGGGACACGUGAUACACAAGGUGCUGUUUUUCCCAGAUGCGCAGGUGUCCUGUCCCAGACAGUCGCAGCCAGGUGGCUGUAAGAUGCGCAGAUGCAAGUUUACACAUGACACCACUUCUCUCAGUCAGCUAAAACAGUACUUAUGCAGUGCCAAGAAGACAUUAGACUUGUGUGUGUACACGAUAUCGUGUCUUGACUUGGCCAGAACUGUGGUGGACCUGCAUCACAAGGGAGUGAUAGUUAGGGUCCUCACAGACAAGGAGCAGAUGGAACAAACAGGCAGUCAAGUAUGGUACUUCAGGAGCGAAGGCAUCCAAGUCCGCCAUGACAACACUCCAUACUUUAUGCACCACAAGUUUGCCAUAGUGGACAACUCACUCCUCAUCAAUGGGUCAUUCAACUGGACACGCCAGGCCAUCACGGGCAACUCGGAAAACCUCCUGGUCACCAAUAGCCGUCGGAUCGUACGGCCGUACAUUGGAGAGUUCCAGAGGCUGUGGGAUACGUACGAGCCGGGACUGUUGAAGAAAAGAAGGGAGGAGUCUGAGAAGUUUCUUAAAGAUUUGAAGGCUUCAGAAACUAGCAAUGGGGUUUAAGAACAAAACAUUUUUAACACUUCAUCUAAGGUAUUAUUUGUAGAAGUCAUAUAAUUGCAGUUUUCCAAGAUUAAGAGAGCUUUUUCCAUGCCACACAAAGUUAUCGAGUACAUGUAGUUGUUUCGGUAUUGGUGUCGACUUUUAAAAGAAUAGGUAGAAGUUUUCUGAAAUGUACUUGGAGUGAAUGCUUCAUAUUUUAACAGCACAAUGUUUAAGCCAUGGUAGUUUAUAAAAAAACAACUUUAUGAUUAGUGUCUUAGAUUGUACUGUUUAAGCCAUAUUAGUAUAUGUUUGUUUGGACCUUUUUUUUUUUUUAUUCAUGAAAGCUCAAAUCGGCCUGCAGGCUUAGAAUACUUAAAAUCUCUCAGCUUUCGUAUAUCUUUACCACCACUGUAAUAUUACAAUGUAUAUAUAAGCCAUGUUGUUUCACUGUUACUUCCCAAAACCUCUAAGCAAAAUGC
Messenger RNA from Branchiostoma floridae (Florida lancelet), 1309 nucleotides. Its product is annotated as mitochondrial cardiolipin hydrolase-like. Gene Ontology annotation, cellular component: mitochondrion. The record is from RefSeq and is a predicted model, not a curated record. Gene Ontology annotation, biological process: piRNA processing. Lineage: Eukaryota; Metazoa; Chordata; Leptocardii; Amphioxiformes; Branchiostomatidae. Gene Ontology annotation, molecular function: RNA endonuclease activity producing 5'-phosphomonoesters, hydrolytic mechanism. The coding region runs from base 138 to 848 and encodes 236 amino acids. The transcript is spliced from 4 exons.